Messenger RNA from Labrus bergylta (ballan wrasse), 1774 nucleotides. The record is from RefSeq and is a predicted model, not a curated record. NCBI's taxonomy places the organism in Eukaryota, Metazoa, Chordata, Actinopteri, Labriformes, Labridae.
AUGGAUGACCAGGACAGAGUAAGCCAAGCGUCCAGCGUUGCCACGGUUUCCUUCUUCCCUAUUGCGAAGGACAGCUCGGGUUUGAAGCUAUGGAAGAGAAGGUGGUUCGUCCUCUCCAACUACUGUCUGUUUUACUAUAAAGACAGUAGAGAAGAAUCUGUGCUCGGCAGCAUCCCGCUCCCCAGCUACAAAAUCCUGUUCUGUACACCACGAGAAUGCAAGAACAGAAAGUUCACCUUCAAGGUGGUGCACCAGGGAAUGCGCUCUUAUUUCUUCAGUGCCGACACGCAGGAGGACAUGUUGGGUUGGGUCCGAGCCCUCAGUCAGUCUGCAACAAUGGAUCAGGACAGCUCUCUGAACAGGCGCUGCUCAAGUUAUCAGGACUUCACACAGAUAGGUGGCAGCACUGAAUCAGUGGACUUCCCUAAACCCCCCUCUGAUGGAGAGGGUCCCUCCCAGAGACACAGGCACGUCAGCCGCGCUCUGAGCGAACCCAGUCAUCUCAGCGGUGGGAGGAUGGGGACUUCUCGCUCAGAGCCGAGGGGAAGGCGGAGCGUGCGUCAGAGAAACAGCAGAACACCCAGCCCGCCUGAGUUUGGCAGAAGAAGAGCGUAUGGUCCAAACCAAGAGGAGGAUUCUCUUCCUGGCCACAACACACCACCCACUCAGACAGAAAUUAUGGGAACAGGUUCUCUGACCUCCAAGGGUCAGCUGGGGUCACGACCUCACACACCAGUGGGGAGGGUUGACAUUCGACCUCACGAUGACAUGGUGCCGCAGACUCUGUUCUACGCGCCUGCCUCGCCUAACCUGGAGUUCAAAUCCACACCUACCACUCCAGUCACAGAGAGGUGGCAGAACCUGAGCAAGCCCACACCUACAUAUGGUUCUGUCCAUCACAUCGCGAGCGGGAGAAGACCUUUAGGAAAGGCCCCAAAACCUGAUCUGAGAGAAACCCCACCAAUCAGGCCUCUUGAAAGCGAUGCAGAUGCUGUGUUGACGAGGUUGUGUGGGUGUGACAAGCUGCUGCAGUCUCUAUCUAUCGAACUGGCCCAGCUCCAAUUGGAUAAGGAUAGUGUCCAUUGUGCAUUAGAGGUGUCCAGACUGCAGCUGGAGGAGUGGAAGAGUCAGGGUCUCAGGGCCCACGAAGAAGCACUUGCCCAGAAGGCUUUGCUCCAGGAAGAGCUGGUCACAAUCCGAGCCAGGAUGUGCGAUGUUUCGUUGGAAAUGGAGCGAGUGUGGAGCCAAUAUGAGAGAAUGGAGAGUGAACUGUCUGUCAUCCGCUCACACCUUCAGCACAUCUGCAACUUUGGAAUUCCACAGGAGCAGUCUCAGGCCCAGAGGGAGCUGUGGAUGAUGGAGGACAUCUUGGCUGGACUAAAAAUCAACAGAGACAACUUCCGCUUCCUUUUGGGACUACAAAGGCACCACGCGUUUCAGCCAACGUCUCCACAUCCUGGAUCUCCCGGCUCACCCACGGAGACGCUGCACAGCGGACUGCCUAUGGCUAUGGAGCAAGAACCACCACUUCGCCCACCGUUACCCCAGGAGCUACAGAAAUCCAACAAAGAAGAGAUCUGGGUCAUGGCUGGAUAGAGUCGCCAUACGAGGGAAUCUACAGCCACGCUGUUGAUCCUAUACAGAGAAGAGGAAACAGCCAGCCUGACCUCCUUAAUGUGAAAGCACAGAAAGACUCAUUCGGUUGGCACAGAUGCUCAUAAUAAUAGACUCCAGAGAGGGAGUGAUAUUAAUACAAUAGCCUGUAGAUUCAUAU